This is a messenger RNA of Mesorhabditis belari, 516 nucleotides long. The record is from the annotation of a GenBank genome assembly. NCBI's taxonomy places the organism in Eukaryota, Metazoa, Nematoda, Chromadorea, Rhabditida, Rhabditidae.
AUGGACACGCGAUCGCGAUCAAAUCGAGACAACGACCAGCCGAAUCUUUACGUUCCACCGGUGCUUCGGACGCUCGUUUUCUCGCCCAUUCAAGCCGCCCUCACUGCCACUUACAACGAGAAAUCUAACUUAACGCGUUUUAAAUACGAGCUCACCUGGACGGAGAAGAUCGACGAAGAAAAAGCCCAAGCGGAUCCCUACAAUCAGAAAAGUGCUCUUUCACCCGGCAGUCUCGACGAUGCCAUUUCGUCGGCUACUUCCACGAUUUCAACUCAUUCGAUGCUUCGCGUUGAAAACGGUGUGAAAUGUGAUGGGCCUUGUGGACUUUUUCAUCAAUCUUCUCAAUUAAUAAAUGUCGGACGUUGCGAUCAUUACUUGUGCAAGGCGUGCUCGGGAAUUGUCAUUAACAGCGAUGGCUCAACUGGCUGCUCGAAUUGGGAUUGCUACCGCGCUGCCCAUUCUACAGAGUCGAAUAUCUACCUUGCGAUCGAUCUGACGGGAAAGAUUCCAUUCGCG